Messenger RNA from Lutzomyia longipalpis, 709 nucleotides. RefSeq names its product NADH dehydrogenase [ubiquinone] 1 beta subcomplex subunit 10 (gene ND-PDSW). The transcript is spliced from 3 exons. The record is from RefSeq and is a predicted model, not a curated record. Bases 123 to 617 code for a protein of 164 amino acids. Lineage: Eukaryota; Metazoa; Arthropoda; Insecta; Diptera; Psychodidae.
ACAUUUUAUUGGACAACUCCUAUCAUGUCAUACGACAAUUCCUAAGCUACAAGAAAAAUUAUUUAUAGGCAUUUCAGUGGAAAUCAAAGAAUAAGUUAUUUUUGUUUUUUCCAGCUUACACGAUGGUUCAGGACGACCGAAAGGAGAAUGCCUUUGAACGAUCCAAUUCACUCUUGUACAACUUUUUCGAUAAGCCUGUGACUUGGUUUCAUGAUGUGAUUGUGAAGCCGAAUCAAAAAUCCUACCCAUGGUACCAUCAAAAAUUUCGACGUGUACCGACGAUUGAUCAGUGCUACACAGAUGAUGCUGUCUGCCAAUUUGAAGCUGAUGCCCAAUUCAAGCGAGAUCGUCAGGUAGAUAGCGAAAUUCUCAAUAUUCUGCGUCAACGUUUCGAGGAUUGUGUUCACUACGAGACUCCUGAUCACAAGACAAAGUGCGCUGACAUCCUGGAGACAUACAAUAAAGCUGCAGAGCAUUGGUUUAUCAAGUAUGGUGAUCUUGGUUUCUAUGGCCAGUCCAAGGCAGCCUACAUGAAGCAGAAGCACAGGAUGAUCUGGGAAAGACGUCACGGUCCCGUGGGCUCUGGAAUGAAAACUCAAGAAUCCAAUGACCACUAGAGAAAAAAAAGGUGGAGCGUGGAAAAAUGCUCUUUUCGAGGUCAAAAUUCUUUGAUUUAGUCCAGAUAUCUAAUAAAAUAUUAGAAAUUUAA